AUGGGUGAGAAAAAGAGAAAAGCUGGGGCGCAAGAAGCCACCGACCGACCGACCAAAAAGCCACAGACCAGCAAAGCCAAGGUCACCUACAUCACAGGCCCCGAUGUAGCGAAGCCCGUUGUUGCAUUCUCCCCCGGUUUCACGCUUCCCCCGGAAUUGAAAUUCAACGCCUUCUCCAAGAAGACAACAACGUCGUCCGCCAGCCCGACCAGCCUUCUCCUCCAAACCUCUGACCAUCCAACGAUUGACUAUGUCGCAACGGAAAGCAACACCACCGAAGUAGGCGAGAGGCACAUGAAGCACUACGUCGCGGUGUUUGACCCGUCAUCAAAAAGCCUGCGAGUCACGGAAGCCAAGAAAGUGACGGUACGCAGCAGUGUGCGCCAAGUCGACCAGCGAGACGGCAGCGACGGUGAAGAGAACGAUACUGGAGCAACACCCACCUGGGCAACGAUGCCCUCGUCGCGCGCCGCACUGACCGAGGCGUUUGGAACCAAGAAAUCCAAAAAGGCAGUGGCCUCGGUGGCCGAGAACCGACUCCUCGCUCGCGGCGGGGAGAAGGCAACAGACAGCCCUGUCUCGAAUGCGAUUCUGUGGUCGAUCAAGGACGAAGACGACCCAUUCUUGGAUACCAAGAACACCUCUGACGCGACGGUCCUGUCGCGGGCCAACAAGCCACUGCCUCCAGCGAACCUGGACACGACGGAGAUCGAGGAAGUGUAUGGCCUCUCGGCGCUGGUCUUCCCGGCCCCCGCGCGCACGACACUGGCGCAGAUGCCGCUGGCCUACUGGCGCGAGCGGAUCGGAGCGAAAAAGGACGUGGUGUCGCGCUACCGCUUCGUCGCGCACCGCGUGGACCGUCUGACCCGACUCCAUCUCGAGAAUCCCGACGACCAGACGACGCUGUUGAAGCUGCAGCUGCUGCGGUACAUCCAGCUCCUGCUGGAGCUGUACACGUACAUCACGCGCCUGCCCGCCCGCAAACCCAUCCCGCAGCCGGAACAGUGGCCGGACCACACGACCUCGGAUGCAAGUCUGUCGACGGCCUUCCUGUCGAAACUGGUCGCUCACUUCUUCCCGACGUCGAUCCCCACGGCCCAGGCGAAGACCUUGUUGACCACCACGAUUCUGGCCCUGACCUUGCACAUCCCGCCGCCCAAGUGGCAGCCCGGAGUGACCAUGCCCGUGCUCGUCACCGAGCCGUCCGACAUCUCGCUGGACCUGGCGUUGCAGCCGACCGAGGUGAGCAAGCUCUUCCGUGAACUGGGGUGCAAGAUGGAGAGCUUGGCAGAUAUGGAGCUGGCACGUUGGGGCUGGGAGAAGAAAGGUAAGGCGAGGAAGAUAGUGGAUGAGGAUGGCAAGGAGACGACAUUGCCGAAGCCCAAGUUUGCGAAACUCCGGUUUCCCAUCGAAUUCCCCAAGAUCAGCGCCGGGCGGCCGAGUAGGAGAUAA
Capronia coronata CBS 617.96 is the source of this 1452-nucleotide messenger RNA. RefSeq lists its product as uncharacterized. Gene Ontology annotation, molecular function: DNA binding. Gene Ontology annotation, biological process: nucleolar large rRNA transcription by RNA polymerase I; transcription elongation by RNA polymerase I; RNA polymerase I preinitiation complex assembly. Gene Ontology annotation, cellular component: RNA polymerase I complex. The transcript is spliced from 2 exons. Lineage: Eukaryota; Fungi; Ascomycota; Eurotiomycetes; Chaetothyriales; Herpotrichiellaceae. The record is from RefSeq and is a predicted model, not a curated record. The coding region runs from base 1 to 1452 and encodes 483 amino acids.